CACUUUAAGGCUGGAGGCGCGGAGAGGCUCGGGCUGACCCAUCGUGGAGGUGGGAUUUCGAGUGGUAGUGGGAACCGAGACUGCCGACGGUGCCAGGGCCUGUCAAGGUGACAAAGUCGUCUCCCGAUUCUUCCUCCAUAAGGAGUCCUGGAAUUGGAAACCGAGGGUCUGGGCCCUUUGCCACUAAUUAUCUGUGUGAUCUCGGACAAGUCGUUUGCCUUCUCCCGACCCCCGGGUCCUCUCCUCGGCAAAAUGAGCCGAGGGACCCGAUGGUCUCGGCGCUCCCUUCUCGCCCUACGGCUUAGUGAGCCUCAUCAGAUCCUGUCAUCCUGACGCGGAAGGCCCUCUCCAGCAGCCGCCCCUGCCUGUGGUUCCGACAUGUCUUUCCUCUGGAGACUGUGCCAGACUUACAGGAGUUGGUCUGGACCUAUCGGAAAGGCAACCACACCACCACUGGGCUCCCUCAACCGAUACCUGACGCUGAGCACGCAGAAGAGAACUUCAGAUUUCAAUAGUUUUGUUGUCCGGACUAAUACUUGUGGAGAAUUGCGUUCUUCUCACUUGGGCCAAGAGGUCACCUUGUGUGGAUGGAUUCAGUACAGAAGGCAAAGCCUUUUCCUGAUCCUGAGAGAUUUCCAUGGGCUCAUUCAAGUCGUCAUUCCCCAAGAUGAGUCAGCUGCCUCUGUGAAGAAGCUAUUAUGCGAAGCUCCCAUAGAAUCUGUUGUUCAGGUCACUGGAACUGUUAUCUCUCGACCUGCAGGACAGGAAAAUCCAAAAAUGCCAACAGGUGAAAUUGAAAUCAAAGUGAAAACAGCUGAACUUUUGAAUUCCUGCAAGAAGCUGCCCUUUGAAAUUAAGGACUUUAUGAAGAAAACAGAAGCUCUCCGUAUGAAAUAUCGCUACUUAGACUUACGUAGUUCCCAAAUGCAGUAUAAUCUGAGACUGAGAUCCCAGAUGGUCAUGAAAAUGCGGGAAUACCUCUGCAAUCUACAUGGAUUUGUGGAUAUUGAAACACCAACAUUAUUUAAGAAAACUCCAGGGGGUGCAAAAGAAUUUGUGGUACCAUCAAGGGAACCUGGAAAGUUUUAUUCGCUUCCUCAGAGUCCUCAACAGUUCAAGCAGCUUUUGAUGGUUGGAGGUUUUGACAGAUACUUCCAAAUUGCCCGUUGUUAUCGAGAUGAAGGUUCUAGGCCAGAAAGGCAGCCUGAAUUUACUCAGGUUGACAUAGAGAUGUCUUUUGUAGACCAGGCUGGGAUCCAGAAAUUAAUCGAGGGUUUGCUUCAGUAUUCAUGGCCUAAAGACAAAAACCCUCUUACUAUUCCUUUCCCUUCUAUGACUUACGCUGAGGCUUUGGACUCAUAUGGGACUGAUAAACCAGAUACUCGCUUUGGAAUGAAGAUUGUUGAUGUCAGUGACAUAUUUAGGAACACAGAGAUUGAAUUUCUUCAAGAUGUGCUUAAGGAGCCUGACGGUGCCAUCAGAGCCAUUUGUAUUCCUGGAGGAGCAAAAUAUUUGAAAAGUAAAGACUUUGAGGCCUUUAAGAAGUUUGCUGUUAACCAUUUUAAUCAGGAGGUUUCACCCUUAUUUUUGAAGACCAGUGGAAGCGGGACGUCUCCACUUACUAAACUCUUAAGGGAAGAGGAGAAAUCAGCCCUAAUCAGUCUAAUGAAGGUCCAGGAGGAAGAUGUGCUCCUGUUAACUGCUGGAGACCACAAGAAGGCGUGUUCUGUGUUAGGAAAAUUACGCCUGGAAUGUGCUGACCUUCUAGAGGCCAGAGGAAUAGUGCUUCGUGACCCAGCUGUGUUCCACUUCCUUUGGGUGGUAGAAUUUCCACUCUUCCUUCCUAAGGAGGAGGAUCCCAGAGAACUAGAGUCAGCCCAUCAUCCCUUCACUGCUCCUCACCCGGGUGACAUCCACCUCCUCUACACUGAGCCAGAAAAGGUUCGAAGCCAACAUUAUGAUUUAGUGCUGAAUGGCAGUGAGAUAGGAGGUGGCUCUAUCCGAAUUCACAAUGCAGAGCAGCAACAGUAUGUUCUGGAAGCUGUGUUAAAGGAGGAUGUUAAACUACUCUCUCACCUACUUCAGGCUUUAGAUUUUGGGGCUCCCCCCCACGGAGGAAUUGCUUUAGGGCUAGACAGACUGGUGUGCCUUGUUGCUGGAGCACCAAGCAUAAGAGAUGUCAUUGCCUUUCCAAAGUCCUUCCGGGGACAUGACCUGAUGAGCAGUGCCCCAGAUUACGUGUCUCCUGAAGAUAUAGAGCCCUACCACAUCCAGGUCAAGAGGCCAGAAGUCACAGACAGAAAAGAUGUCAGGUCUGUCAUCUGUGAAACUGAGUCUUCAGAAGAGUCGGGCCUUCUGAGCCUCACCAAGACUAAGAAUCCCUAGGAGAAGUUGGCCUUAGGCCAAACUCCUGAGCUUUUGGAAAGAAGGAAGUCCAGCAAAUACCCAGAUAACCAAUGAAGAAGGAAUGGAACAUAUGGAAGGUGUCUCCUUUUCUCUCAGAACACACUGGGCAUCACAGACUGAAAGAUUCUAUGCUCAUUGGAUGGCAAGAUUGGGUGAAAAAGGCUAAGAUGUGUCAUGGCUUCACGCCUACUAAUCGUGGUCCUCCAUAGCGCCCAGGCACUACCCACUAGUGCAUGCUUUGGAGCAAAAUGAUCAAAAUUGUGUCAGGGGUGGAAAAUGCUGCAGUUACUGGUCAGACAGUUGAGUCUUAUCACCCUGGUAGAACUGGCUGUAUUGUAAUGUUUUACUUUCAGUGUGGGGGAGGAGACUGAGCACCAGGCAAGAAAUAAGUCAGGAGGCCCAGCUCUUAGGUCCAGGUGUCCCUAGAUCAUCUCACCUCUCUCAGCCUCAGUGUCUUUAUCUGCAAACUAAUCAUGAUAUCACUUACUCACCUAUCUCACAAGAUGGUUGUGAGAAUUAAAUGAGAUAAUAUCUAUUGAAAAAUUGAAGUGCAAUGCAUCUAUCGGGUGCCAUUAUUAACUACCAAAAAUAUAUACAUAGAAGCAGCUGAUAAGUUGUACACUAUGACUAAAGCCCAAGCAAAGACUAAUGCCAACAGAUUUAUAAAUCAGCUGUUCAUGUUGUUUUAAAGAAUAGUAAUUUAAUCAUUAAAUGUGAUCCUUGACACUAUUUAGAAGAACCAAUAAAUGACAGUACUAAUUAAGAUGUGUAUGGCAUAGUAGAAAGAGCACAAGGUGCUAGUUCUGACUGCCAUACCACCUGUGUGACAUUGGGUAAGUCACUUAACUUCAACAAUCAGCUACAAUUCCUUAAUUGCCCAUCUCAGAAGAUGAGGAAAACAUUUCAUGACCUAUAAAGUGCUAUAUAAAUGUGACCUUAAUGAUACUAAUGAAGCAGAAGAAGAUUGGUUCAGUUAAUUGAUUAGAGUUGACAACAGAAAUACAAACAGGAAUAUGAUUAAUUAAAUUUCCCUGACAUCUUAAAUGUGCUAUAUUCAUUUGUUCCAGGAUUUUUAAAUAGUUUAAUGUACCUGGCUGUUUUUCAUUAGGUUAUAGGUGAGAGAUGUAAAUCUUGGGCCUAAAUUCAGCUAAAGAUAUUUUUUUUUGGUGAAUAAAAUUUGUCUUCGAUUA
This is a messenger RNA of Dromiciops gliroides (monito del monte), 3596 nucleotides long. It is a transcript of the gene DARS2, whose product is annotated as aspartyl-tRNA synthetase 2, mitochondrial. NCBI's taxonomy places the organism in Eukaryota, Metazoa, Chordata, Mammalia, Microbiotheria, Microbiotheriidae. Bases 379 to 2385 code for a protein of 668 amino acids. The record is from RefSeq and is a predicted model, not a curated record. Gene Ontology annotation, cellular component: mitochondrion; cytoplasm. Gene Ontology annotation, molecular function: ATP binding; aspartate-tRNA ligase activity; nucleic acid binding. Gene Ontology annotation, biological process: aspartyl-tRNA aminoacylation. The transcript has 18 exons.